AUGGAAAGAUCUGUGCAGAAGUACCCUUUGUUUUUGUGUCUCAGUUUGAAUCAUCGUUUCCAUAUCCGUAACUACAACUCUUGUCGCAACUUUCAUUCCACUAUGGGCUUUCUAGAUCCUGCUGACCGUACUGAGAUGCCUUCUUUUGAUCAUGAAGACUUGAUCGCUGACAGAAUCAGGAAGAGAACAUUUUCCAAGUUCUGGCGGAGUGUUGAUCCUCCACCAGGAAUCAAAUUCCAUGAAAAUCCAAUUGUCCUUGUUGGUGGAAUGCCCAACCAUGGCUUUUUCCCGGUUAGUUCUAUCGAUGUUCAUCUUGCCUCGAAGCCAUUUGCCUUUGAUAGAGGCCAGACGUUUGAGAUUCCGGCUACUGCAGAUCAAACAGACGUCAUUGAUCUUGAGAAUGCACUUCAGUAUGCUGACUCAGACGGAUUUCAAGAGCUUCGGAACUUUACCAAGCAGUUUGUAAGCCGUGUUGUUAAGCCUCAGCUUCCUAAUUGGAGCACAAUCAUCACUCUUGGAGGAGCCGAUGGUGUUGGAAAAUGCUUUGAUAUUUUGGUCAAUCCUGGCGAUACUGUUCUUUUUGAAGAAUUUACCUUCAAUCCUAUUUUAAACACUUGUCGAGAGAGAGGAGGAGUUCCUGUUCCUAUCAAACUCGAUGAUUUGGCUACCAUGGACUAUGCGGAGGAAUUGGAUAACAUGCUAUCUCACUGGUCUGAUCGUUAUCCUGGAUUACCUCUUCCAAAGGCAUUGUACACGAUUCCUAAUGGCCAUAAUCCACUUGGUGUGUCACAACCUCUAAGCCACAAGAAACAUGUCUAUGCUCUUGCUCAGAAGUAUAACUUUUUCAUUAUUGAGGAUGAACCUUAUGGCUAUCUUAACUUCUCUCCUGCAGAGGAAGAACCCAACUUUAGUCUGUCCAAUGACGAGUUUGUCAAAUCUCUACAUCCUAGUUACACCACUUUGGAUACUACCGGCCGUGUGGUUAGAGUGGAGACCUUCUCGAAGAUCUUUGCGCCAGGAACAAGAUUGGGAUAUGCCAUAGCUCAUCCACAGUUCUUGUCUUACUUCAAGAGUUCUUCGGAUAUUCUUACUCGAGCACCUAGUGGACUUUCUCAAGCUGUAGUCUAUAAUACAAUAGUGAAACUUGGAGGAUUGGAAGGAUGGAUCCAUUGGAUUACUUUAGUUAGAAACGACUACUUGAGACGGAAAAAUGUCAUGGUUAAUGCACUACGUAACUCAGAAGCUGGUAAAAAGGGGUAUUUACAAGCCAUUGACCCUAACUGUGGCAUGUUUGUUGCAUGUAAGGUGAACAUUCCCGAGGAAAAAAAGUCCAAGACCACGGAGUUGAUGGAGAAAUUCGAUCUACUGUGUAGAAUUGAGGGAAUAGUCGUGGUGCUAGGUGUUAAUAUGGCCGUUGAUAAGACGUUUUCAGCAGAGAGAGGUAACUUCUUACGUAUCGCCAUCUGUGCUCCUUUACAUGUCGAUGUAUUAACAGAGGCUGCUAACAGGCUAUCAAAAGCUGCAAUAGAUUUAUUUGAAUGUAAUUACAUAAACUAA
Messenger RNA from Brettanomyces nanus, 1557 nucleotides. RefSeq lists its product as uncharacterized. Bases 1 to 1557 code for a protein of 518 amino acids. The record is from RefSeq and is a predicted model, not a curated record. The transcript has a single exon. Gene Ontology annotation, molecular function: aromatic-amino-acid:2-oxoglutarate transaminase activity; pyridoxal phosphate binding; L-2-aminoadipate:2-oxoglutarate transaminase activity. Gene Ontology annotation, biological process: aromatic amino acid catabolic process; L-tyrosine biosynthetic process. Lineage: Eukaryota; Fungi; Ascomycota; Pichiomycetes; Pichiales; Pichiaceae.